This is a messenger RNA of Erigeron canadensis, 760 nucleotides long. Its product is annotated as SKP1-like protein 1B. Lineage: Eukaryota; Viridiplantae; Streptophyta; Magnoliopsida; Asterales; Asteraceae. The record is from RefSeq and is a predicted model, not a curated record. Gene Ontology annotation, cellular component: nucleus; cytoplasm. Gene Ontology annotation, molecular function: cullin family protein binding. Bases 61 to 546 code for a protein of 161 amino acids. Gene Ontology annotation, biological process: SCF-dependent proteasomal ubiquitin-dependent protein catabolic process. The transcript is spliced from 2 exons.
CCCAAAACACAUACAAUACAUUUCCUCUAGGGUUAGGGUUCUCUUUGCAAAGAAAAAAAGAUGUCAACAUCAUCAAAGAAAAUGAUAGUAUUGAAAAGUUCAGAUGGAGAAACAUUUGAGGUGGAAGAAAUUGUUGCUUUGGAAUCACAGACAAUAAAACAUAUGAUUGAGGAUGAUUGUGCAGACACAAGUAUUCCUCUGCCAAAUGUUUCAAGCAAGAUUCUUUCCAAAGUUAUUGAGUAUUGCAAAAAACAUGUUGAAUCAUCAUCAUCUGAAAAUAAGGAUGAUAAGGCUUCUUCAGAAGAUGAUUUGAAAUCUUUUGAUUCUGAGUUUGUUAAAGUUGACCAGGGCACCCUCUUUGACCUCAUUUUGGCUGCUAACUAUCUCAACAUCAAGAGCUUGCUGGACUUGACAUGCCAAACCGUGGCUGACAUGAUUAAGGGGAAGACACCUGAAGAGAUCCGCAAGACUUUCAAUAUCAAGAAUGAUUUCACCCCAGAGGAGGAAGAAGAGGUUCGCAGGGAGAAUGCCUGGGCUUUUGAGUAAAUCAAGUUAAUGCUGAAGCUCUCUUAUUAUGCAAGUAGUAGUAGUAGUAUAUAAUUGGUGCGUUUAUUAGCAGCAAGCUUCCAACUUUCUUAAUGUGGUGUCUGUCUGAAUUCUACUGUCUUUGUUUUAUUGUCUUAAAACUUAUCUUUUGCUACUUGUUCGGAGGUUUAGAAGCUUGUUCUCUUAAUUGGAAAUGGUCUUCUUUUGAUUGUUA